GGGAGCGAGGAGCCCUGGGGCAGAGCUCAUUCCCCCCGCCGCGGGGCAGGAGGCACCGUCCCGACACGGCCCCACCAGUCAUCUGAUUCCCCCCGCCCCACCAUGUCCCAGUCAGCCGGGUAUAAAUCCAUGACCCCCAGUGCUGAGCCACGGAGAGCCCCGUGCUCCGGACUCGCUUGUUCCCACCGCCAUGGGACGGAGCUGCUCCUUCCUCCUGCUGCUUCUCCUCCUGCCCCCGGGGCCGGCAGCCGCCUUCUCGCUCCUGCGGUACCGCUACGACUGCGGGGACUACGGCAUGCAGCUGCAGGCAUAUCCCACCCGUGGCCGCACCGUCCGCUUCAAAGUCAUGGACGAGUUCGGCACCCGCUUUGACGUGGCCAACUGCUCCAUCUGCCUCCACUGGCUCAAUGCCGGGGCGGACGGCGCCGUCAUCUUCUCCUCCGGCUACGAGGGCUGCCACGUCCUGGUGAAGGAGGACCGCUACAUCUUGAGGGUGCAGCUGGAGGAGAUGCUGCUCAGCGGGGUCCUGGCCGCCUCCUAUGAAGUCAACAUGACCUGCCCGCAGCCGGGUGACGAGGAGAUCCUCACGGCCGGCAAUGCGCACACCGAGCACCGGGCCGGUCGGGGCAACAACGUCCACCAGACCCAGACCGAUGUCCUCGUCCCCCUGUCCCAGCCUGGCCUCCUGCACCACAUGUCCCAGUCUACCCUCGCCCUCCCGGGACGCCAGCUCUCUCCCCAAGCCAAUUCGGAGCAGGUUCACCCCGUGGCUCAGACCCAGCCGGUCCUGGUGCACCCCGGGCUGCAGCCCCAACCCCAGCCCAGCCUGGUUCGCCCGGGGCUUCAGCCCCAGCCUGGCAUCAUUCGCCCCAUCAACCAACCUCAGCGGGGCUUAAUUCGCCCGGGCAUGCAGCCCCCAGCCCAGCCCGGGCUGCUGCACCCCAGGGCUCAAACCCAACCAGGUCUUCUUCGCCCGGGGCUUCAGACCCAAAACCAGCCUGGGUUGUUGCACCCCGGGGCUCAAACCCAGCCAGGGCUCCUUCGCCCGGGGCUUCAGACCCAAAACCAGGCUGGGCUGGUGCACCCCGGGGCUCAAACCCAACCAGGUCGUCUUCGUCCAGGGCUUGUGCCCCAAAACCAGCCUGGGUUGGUGCAUGCCGGUGUCCAGUCUAGCUUAAUGCACGCUGGUGCUCAAAGUCAAGCAGGCUUUGUACGCCCGGGAUCUCAGCCCCAAAGUCAGCCGGGCUUAGCUCACCCCAGCCUUCAGACCCACUCCCAAGCUGGUCUCCUCCGCCCUGGGCUCCAGAGCCAAGCUGGGCUGCCUCACCCUGGCUCCCAGCCUGGCCUGGUACGCCCGGUUCUCCAGAGCCAAGCUGGGCUGGUACAUCCCAGUCAUCCCCGACCGGGUCUAGUGCGCCCGGGACUCCAGUCCCGACCAGGUUUUGUACGUCCUGGACUUCAGGCUCAGCCCCAGCCGGGGCUGGUGCACCCAGGACUGCAGCCCCAAGCCCAGCCUGGCUUGCUGCAUCCUGGGCUUCAAUCCCAGCCUAGUCUACUGCAAUCCACGGCUCUCUUCUACCACUCGGCAGGGGCAGGCACCCAGUUGACGCGGGAGCAGUGCCAGGUAGCGGUGGGGAGGAUGCCCUGCGUGGCCCCGCAGGGCCGGGAGGCAUGCCUGCAGGCGGGCUGCUGCUACGACGACAUGGACCGCAUCGCGCCCUGCUAUUACGGCAACACGGCCACCGUGCAGUGCCUGCUGGACGGGCACUUCGUCCUGGUGGUGCCGCGGGGCCUCACCACCCAGCCCUACAACCUGGACAGCGUGCGCCUCGCCAGCACCCAGGCCGGCUGCGAGCCCGUCAGGGUGACGGAAACCUUCGUGAUGUUCCGCUUCCCCGUCACACAGUGCGGCACCACCGUCCAGGUGAUCGAGGACCGGCUGAUCUAUGAGAACCAGCUUAUCUCCACCAUCGACGUCCAGGGUUCCCCCCGUGGCUCCAUCACCCGGGACAGCAUCUACAUCCUCCAGGCUCGUUGCAUCUACAACGCCAGUGACCUCCUGCCAUUCCGCGUGGAGGUGGCCGUGCCCCCCACGGCCGCCCCCCUGGCCAUGCUGGGGCCGCUCAGGCUCCAGUUACGCAUCGCCACUGACGAGAGCUACACCUCCUACCACCCCGACGGCGACUACCCCUUGGUGAGGGUGCUCCGGGACCCCAUUUACGUGGAGGUUCGCCUCCUGCAGAAGACGGACCCUAACCUGGUGCUGGUCCUGCACCACUGCUGGGCAUCCCCCAGCACCGAUGCCGCGGCCGAGCCCCAGUGGCCCAUCCUGGUGGAUGGGUGCCCCUUCACAGGGGACAACUACAGGACCCAGCUCGUGCCCGUGGGACCGGCCUCGCCGCAACUGCCCUUCCCGAGCCACUACCAGCGCUUCGUCAUCUCCACCUUCACCUUCGUGGAGCCCCCCUCCAUGGCGGUGCUGGAGGGAGAGGUGUACAUCUCCUGCAGCGCUUCUGUUUGCCACCUGGCACAGCCCGAGCCCUGCCGGCCCUCCUGCCAGCUGGGAGUGCCUUCACGAGCGCGUCGGUCUCUGGGGGACGGGAGGACAGCCGAAGCCAUGGGCACGGUCACCUCCCAGGGACGCGUCAUCUUCCCCAGAGUCCCCAAGCUGCAGCGAGGCUGAGCUCAAAGG
Molecule: messenger RNA, 2692 nt
Organism: Harpia harpyja (harpy eagle)
Lineage: Eukaryota; Metazoa; Chordata; Aves; Accipitriformes; Accipitridae
Gene: ZP1
Product: zona pellucida glycoprotein 1
Exons: 11
Coding region: 191-2683 (830 amino acids)
Biological process (GO): prevention of polyspermy; binding of sperm to zona pellucida
Cellular component (GO): egg coat
Molecular function (GO): acrosin binding; structural constituent of egg coat
Source: RefSeq, a predicted model, not a curated record